Dibothriocephalus latus is the source of this 180-nucleotide messenger RNA. The record is from the annotation of a GenBank genome assembly. Lineage: Eukaryota; Metazoa; Platyhelminthes; Cestoda; Diphyllobothriidea; Diphyllobothriidae.
CUCAUGGACGCGUCUGUCUUUGGUAAGAUCCGAAAAGUCCACCCAGCGCACAUGCAUCGCCUGGUAGACGAUCUGCGGCUUUCUCCAACAGCCGCGGUGAUCAAAGACAAUCGCGGGGACUCCUUUAGCUCCAGCCUCGCUGAGGCCUUGGCCAAUACCACAAUCAAGAUUGACAGCUAG